AAUAAUAAUAAUAAUAAUAAAAUCAAACAUCAAACAUGGAGUGAUUUGUUAAGUGAAGCACAUUCAAAACAAAAUGUAACGAGCGCAACGUUACGUGGAGGAGUCGCGCUUUCCAAUCAUCACCAAACACUUCAAAUUUAAACGAAAGAGAAAUCCCAAUUCUUUCAUUCUGUAUCUCAGCUUCAUUUCUGCAUCAAUGGCUAACAGCGACGACGGUUAUCAUACGAUCCAACUCCCGCCCAAUCCUUCCCUUUCUCGGCCGUCGUCGUCGUCUCCGCCCAUCCCCCUCCUGUUGCGCGGCUUUCACACCAGCGACACCAUUCAAGUCCGAGGCGACACCGGCGAUUUGCAAUUCUCUGUUCAGUUCAACCUCCGUAGAGAAGAACGCCGUUCCGACAACCGUCUCGAUUUCCAAGAGGAGCACAUAGAUUCUCGCGAUUCCGUGCAAUCACCGCCGUCUUCGCCGUACCUGACUCCAACUUCUUCAACUGGCGAGUUCGAGAAUCGCAACAAUAGCGCCGAUGAAAAUAAUUCAGGAUCGUCGAGGGGUGGCGUCACAACGCGGUUGAGGAGCGGCGCAUUGUCUCCGGUGAAGUACUAUUUUCGCCGGAUCUAUGGUGUUUCCGGUAAGAAAAGGAGGUCAAGUAAGGGUAAAGCGGAAGAGCGGAACGUGUUCGACGAAUUGCUGAGGAGACGGAGUUCGCCGCUGAGGCCGUGCAAUUCCUACGCGUUCUUCGUGAUGAAGAAUUGGGGCGUGGUUAGACGCUCUUCGUUUGUGGAAACGAGCAAGAGGUUGAGCAAGCAGUGGUCCCACCUCGCUCACGACGUGAAGAAGGAAUACGAGGAUAUGGCUUUGAAGGAUAAUGAUAGAUAUAGGAAGCAAUGCUUGCUACUAAGCAACGAUGGUUGAGCAAAGAAUCACCUCUUCCUCCGGUUAAGGUUAUUAAACCUUGGAAAAUAUGAUUCAUAUCUGUUUAUUAUGUAAUUAAAUUCAUACAAUGUACCCCAACUGAAAUAGUUUUAGAUAUAUAUAGAAAGGAGUAUUGUAGAUUGUCUAUUGAAUGAA
Molecule: messenger RNA, 1066 nt
Organism: Salvia miltiorrhiza (redroot sage)
Lineage: Eukaryota; Viridiplantae; Streptophyta; Magnoliopsida; Lamiales; Lamiaceae
Exons: 2
Coding region: 197-910 (237 amino acids)
Biological process (GO): regulation of gene expression
Cellular component (GO): nucleus
Source: RefSeq, a predicted model, not a curated record